Messenger RNA from Kockovaella imperatae, 1142 nucleotides. RefSeq lists its product as hypothetical. The record is from RefSeq and is a predicted model, not a curated record. Lineage: Eukaryota; Fungi; Basidiomycota; Tremellomycetes; Tremellales; Cuniculitremaceae. The transcript is spliced from 3 exons. The coding region runs from base 50 to 1090 and encodes 346 amino acids.
AUUGAUCACUUGAAGAGAGCCAGAGAGAGAACAGCAGUUGAGCCUCAUCAUGUCCUGCGCGGUGUCUGUAUCCUGCUCAUCGAGGCGAGGCUUCAUCUUCUGCCUCGCUUCCAGCUCACAACGACCAGUGGUCCCGUGUUCGCUCCCAACUGCCUUCCCAGGCACUACCUCUCGACGAACCAUGUCGAGUUCUGCCAAUUACACUCCAUCAGCCAAACGAUUCGGCAAAGUAUCAGAGCCUGAAGCUACGACUGGCGGUACCCCAUCUUCAUUCUCUCGGAAAAGACGAGAUCCACCCUUUCGACACGAGUCCAAUGUCCGGACCGAGUUCUCUCGGGAAGAUCUCCUGAGGCACUUUGGCCAUCCACAUGAUGGGACGGUCAACUUUUUCGGAUACCUCAAUAGGACGGGGAAAUCACCGUCUCGUAUACAGAUCGAUGCGGAGUUCGUCUCAAAGAUCGAGAAGACUAGCUCUGAAGAUGGUCAUCCCGGACGAGCUCUUGAACGACCCCCUCCUCCUGACUCACCUCCACAUCCAUUAUCCACGAUCAUAAGUAACGUCUUGGUCUUUCAUAAUUCUCAGCCUGCUUGGCGAUCCAACGGAGAAUUAUGGCUACAUUCUGGCGCAGAACAUUUGACGAAAGAUUGGCAUGGGCCACGCAAGAAUAUCGGUAGACCGAUACCGAUUUUCCAAGGAAUGUUGGGAAGGAAACUGUUCGAGUUUGCGGGUUGGUGGCUUCUUGACAGGAUCGAAGAGGUCUCACCCCGUUCUGAGGCCUUACUGGAGAUUUUGGAGACCAAGCAAGCAUCGUUCAGCUAUAGGAGGGGUCGUACCCCCGCUGCAUGGACACAGGCUUUAGACGCGACAUGGCUCAAAUUGUUCUUCAAGCCUGCCCCGGCAUCAAGCGAUCACUACACUGAGCUCAGAUCACCUCUUAGUCUCAAGGGUCUUUUAGACAAUGAGGUGGAACGGUAUAUGCUUCAGGUUGGCGGGCUGAAAGACGAGCUCGAGCUGCUGGAGGAAACGGUACAACAGAGACGGAAAGGUCUCCUAGCGUUCAUCGACAGCAACACGAGAGUCAGAACGUGAGCCUCGAUGUAGCUCGCGAAGCCAUUCAGCCAUGUAUCGCUCUCCUGUCAGA